AUGAUUGGACCAAACAAAUUACUCAGUGAUUCGUGUUUGUGGAGAUUCAUUUAUUAUGCAUUUGUGAACAAAAACCGCCAAUUUUGCAUUUUUUCUAAACAAAACUAUACCAUGAAGUUACUCAAGGGUCUUUCCUUAGCGUUGUGUCUUAGCUGUGUCCAUAGCUCCCAAGCCAAGGAGUUUAGUACUCUGGACCUCGAGCUUCUAUAUGAGCUUCUCAACAUGGUUCAAGAAAAACAGGCUCAAGAAUCCAUGAGUAGUAUCCAAGGAGGGCUCGAAUUGCGCCACAAGGUUGCGUCUGCUUCGGUCGAAACCACAGACCAUUUCGAGCCUAAUCGAGUGGUCAAAUAUGUCAAUUCUUCCCAGCUCCAAAACGUUUCUGUCGAGGCAGCCCAGGUCAAGAAACCGAGAAAAAUCAUCAGUGCCGGGGUUUAUUUUGAUGCUAUCAAGAACAACGACGAGGAUGAUGAUGAUUGUGACGGAGGCAAAUGGUUCUGGCCAUUUUCGGUGGGUAAUUCCACAGCUGUUCAGCCUCGAAUUCCAACCUCUUUUCUUGUGAGUUACGCAAGUAACAACAGCCACGGAUUAUUCACCGGACGAAGACACCAACUCAAUGCUACUACGCCCGUCAACACCACUCACACGACUCCUACUCGUGCAACUCUUGCUCCUGUGACAUAUGUCGAGUCGCCAAUGCCGUUCUUUGUCCACAAGUCUGACGCUCAAACGUUGGUGUUCCCGGGGCUUUUGUACAUAAUGGUUGUAUUACUGUUAAGCUACUAA
Messenger RNA from Meyerozyma guilliermondii ATCC 6260, 783 nucleotides. RefSeq lists its product as uncharacterized. The record is from RefSeq and is a predicted model, not a curated record. The transcript has a single exon. The coding region runs from base 1 to 783 and encodes 260 amino acids. Lineage: Eukaryota; Fungi; Ascomycota; Pichiomycetes; Serinales; Debaryomycetaceae.